GGGGGAGGAGGGCUGAGGAUGAAGUCACCUGACUCCCUUUCAUCGUACAUCGAAGGAAUCAAAAUGGGCCCAACGCAUAUAUUCUUGGUGCUACAUUCUACGCGACUAUAUAUAUACCGCGGCUUAAUCAAUCAUCAAUGUACACACAACGCAAGUUAGCUGUGACGAAUUCGUGGAAACCAUGGCCAAGGAUGCAUCACAGAGCGAAGUAAGCUCAGUGGUCUCUCAUCUCAUUGACUUCUUGAACGUUUCUCCUACUGCUUUCCACGCCGUUGAUGAGGCAAAGAAGCAGUUGAGAAGCGCGGGAUACUCGCAAGUUUCCGAGAGGGAGGAUUGGAAAUUGGAAGCCGGGAAAAAGUAUUUCUUUACGCGGAAUCACUCCACGAUUGUUGCUUUCGCGAUCGGUAAAAAGUACGUUGCGGGAAAUGGAUUCCAUAUGGUUGGUGCUCAUACUGAUAGUCCUUGUCUGAAACUAAAGCCCGUCACCAAGGUAGCCAAAGGUGGGUAUUUGGAGGUUGGUGUCCAAACAUACGGAGGUGGCUUGUGGCACACUUGGUUUGAUCGUGAUUUAGCAGUUGCGGGCAGGGUGAUAAUCAGAGAAGAAAAAGAUGGUGCUGUUUCGUACUCCCAUCAUCUUGUUAGAAUUGAGGAGCCCAUAAUGCGGAUCCCCACCCUGGCGAUUCACUUAGACAGGGACGUCAAUGAUGGAUUCAAGGCCAACACACAGAGUCAUCUUCUUCCUGUCUUGGCAACAUCAAUUAAGGCAGAUCUCAGUAAAGUGGUUUCUGAAAAUGGUGGUGUUGAAAGUGGAGCUCAGACUGAUAAAAAAGAAGCUGACAAAAGAAUAGUCACUAAUAUCUCAAAGCAUCACAUGCUCCUAUUACAGCUCCUUGCAAGUCAGAUUGGCUGUAAACCAGAUGAUAUAUGUGAUUUUGAAUUACAAGCAUGUGAUACUCAACCAAGUAUUAUUGCUGGUGCCACAAAGGAAUUCAUUUUCUCUGGGCGGCUUGAUAAUCUCUGCAUGUCAUUUUGCUCUCUGAAGGCAUUGAUAGAUUCUACUUCUUCUGAAAGCAGUCUUGAGGAUGAGACUGGUGUUAGACUCGUUGCCUUGUUCGAUCACGAGGAGGUUGGGUCUAACUCAGCUCAAGGAGCUGGGUCUCCUGUCAUGCUAGACUCUUUAUCACGAAUUACAGACUCCUUUGGCCCAGAUUCUAAGCUGCUUGAGAAAGCUAUCCAGAGGAGUUUCCUUGUAUCUGCUGACAUGGCACAUGCAUUACACCCUAACUAUAUGGACAAACAUGAAGAUAAUCAUCAGCCAAAGAUGCAUGGAGGGCUUGUCAUUAAACACAAUGCAAAUCAACGCUAUGCAACCAAUGCGGUCACUUCCUUCAUAUUCAAAGAAAUAGCAGCAAAGCAUAAGCUUCCUGUUCAGGAAUUUGUGGUCCGCAAUGACAUGCCAUGUGGUUCAACCAUUGGUCCUAUCCUUGCAAGCGGUGUGGGGAUUCGUACGGUUGAUGUAGGCGCACCCCAGCUAUCAAUGCACAGUAUUCGAGAAAUGUGUGCUGUAGAUGAUGUGAAGCAUUCAUAUGAGCAUUUCAAGGCUUAUUUUCAAGAAUUCUCACAUCUAGACGCAAAGAUAACAGUUGACGUAUAGGCUUGUGUUGUGUCUGUCUUUGGAAAUUCAGCAUGGUUAUGAUGUAAUAAUGCUUGAAACAAUAUUAAAUGAACUGUUGGAAUGUUGUGGUGGAUCUGCAAAGUACUUGGCAGUUUUCAAAUAAAGUUAAAUUAAAAUCAAUGCGAGGAGUUUCAAAAUUC
This is a messenger RNA of Juglans microcarpa x Juglans regia, 1815 nucleotides long. RefSeq names its product probable aspartyl aminopeptidase. Bases 182 to 1654 code for a protein of 490 amino acids. Gene Ontology annotation, biological process: proteolysis. Gene Ontology annotation, molecular function: zinc ion binding; aminopeptidase activity. NCBI's taxonomy places the organism in Eukaryota, Viridiplantae, Streptophyta, Magnoliopsida, Fagales, Juglandaceae. The transcript is spliced from 11 exons. The record is from RefSeq and is a predicted model, not a curated record.